Molecule: messenger RNA, 572 nt
Organism: Etheostoma spectabile (orangethroat darter)
Lineage: Eukaryota; Metazoa; Chordata; Actinopteri; Perciformes; Percidae
Product: chromobox protein homolog 1
Exons: 3
Coding region: 63-401 (112 amino acids)
Source: RefSeq, a predicted model, not a curated record
GUUGAUGUGAGGGCAGAGGGGCGGGCCUUCGGCGGUGACGCGGAGAACGACCGUUAUCCGUGAUGAAGAGAAUCAGUUAUCUUUAUAACGCUGACUCACUGAACCGGACAGAAGAAGCACUUUCAGAAGACGGCAAGAUGGCGACCAAAGCAGGAAAGGAAUGCAAGAAGGAGGAGGAAGAGGAGUAUGAGGUGGAGAAGGUUUUGGACCGCAGAGUGGUGAAGGGAAGAGUGGAGUUUCUGCUGAAAUGGAAGGGCUUCUCGGAUGAGGAUAACACAUGGGAGCCACAAGACAACCUGGACCUGGACCUUAUCACAGAGUACAUACAGAAAGACAAGGAGAUGGAGGAGAAGAAGAAGGAGGGCAAGAGGAAAGGUGUUGGGAAGGAGGAGGUCAGUUAAGGAAAGAGGGUACUCCAGACUGAAGAGUCCCAGAAAUCUAAUCUCAAUAUUAAUGAAUCCCCACAGAGGGUUUCACAAAUGUCUUUUAGGAUUUAUAUAUAAAUGACUCUCGUCAUUACAAUAUGCAUGUGCAUAUUACAUACAUACAUACAUACAUACAUACAUACAUAC